CAAUACACAGAUGUUAAGGGUAAAAGAUCCAAAUAAAAGUAAUUGUAGAAAGAACCUCCUCCAUAUUGAAGUCGGUUAAAAAUGAGAUUAACAAGCAACACAGGUUUGUUAUCAAGCGCUCCUCAAAAAUCGGCAGUGGUGAAAACAAAGAGUACGAUUGAGCUGCGCUGUGAGGCGACUCCCGCGCCGUUCAUCCUGCGCCCCUAUGCUGGUUUAUACAACCCCUUCCCACACGGCUGCUCUGUGCUCUGUAACCAUCCCGCCGAACCUGAAGCUAAGGAGUACGUAAGAAGAGCUAAGGACGCAUGGGCUUUCGAGGGGAAAAUUUAUAAUUUCCAAGAGGAUUUAAGUAAGAUUCAAGAUCAAUAUGACAAGGAGAAGAACAGAACGCCGCAUGAUAUCGUCACUGAAGACAUGUUUAGGAGAUAUACGGAGACAGACUCGAGGCCGCUUACUCCAGCGCCUACGCUCGCCAGCGGCAAGUCUAGAGGAUCAAGAAGAUGUUUGACCCCGGAUCAACCACGACAAAGAACAACUAUUGUACUCGAUUUGAGAAGAAGUCAUAGUCAGGAAACUUUAUACUACCAUGGUUAUGGUACAUCAGAGCUGACGGCAGGACACAGCGCGGCGGAGCGGUCUACUCUUCAAUCGAACAUGUCUGAUAGUACCCACGGUCGUCUGCUGACUGGCCACUGUGAACAACUACCACCAUUAGCUUCGCCAUUGGUACUGGCGAAAAGAAAUUUACCAGUCAAAGAUCUCCUGAGCGAGCGAACUGCUAGAAAGAAUCAACUGAAAGCUCUGAACCUGGGAAAAGUUAUCAAAAGUAAGAAUAAAGUAGAAACUCCCGCGUCUGAGCGAUCAAAAGGUGAAAAGGACAGCAAUGCCUCUAAUGAAGCUGCCAACACUGGAGACACUGGUGAGGUCCGACGGCGCGGUAAGAGGCGGCGCAAGCCACGCGGCGCGGGUAGUGACCGUCUGACCUCCGCCGGCCUCGCAGCUCAGGCGCAGCAGGAUCCUGAAACCCAAAUAGCAGGUAUAGGCACUGACUCCCAUAAUGCCAGUUCGCGCGGUUCUAUAGCGACCGCAGAGGACGUACCUCUGCCACUCGUGGUCAAGUCCACACCAACAUCCACCACUGACUCAUUCUUAGAUGACGACAUACUCAAGUACUUGCAUAGAGAAGUUGAUGAAGAAGCUAUCGAAACCGAGUUCGAUACUAAGCGUCGUUACGUGCUGAAAGAGGCACUACGGACGCGUAUGUCGCGGCCUGCGGGACCUGAGCUGCAAAGCGUUGUGCGUGCGCUGCCGGCGACCUGCAGUCUGGCUGACUGGCUGCACGUGCCGCGUGUCUUCUCCCGCACCAACGCAACAUUUGCCCUACCCAUAGACUACACCGCACUGGAGACUCUUUCGCCAAUGUCGUACGCUGCAAGGUUUGUGACAAUCAAAAAGUCGAAGCAGCUGCUCUACCUCACAGUACUCAGGAAAUUCAGACCGAACGGUUACAGGAUGCCAAUAAAGAACAUUGAAGAAGGUCUUAUUCUAAUGAUGGGCGGAAUUAUGAAUAUAGACCAGGCGCACCAGUUUAAAUGCAUUAUGGAAUGGGACUCGUACGAGGAAGAGAAUAACUUCCCAGAUGAAAUUAAACUGAAUCUAUUGGACGAGAGAUACAAAGAACAAUUUGCUUCAGAGCACGCUGAAUUAGAGGACAAUUCCAAUACUUUAAAAUAUCGCACGUGGUGCGGUUUAUGUGCAAUAUGCGAACGAAUGUAUGGAAGAUAUCCACCGAGGGAGAAGGAUCCACCCGAUGGAAUAGAAUUGAGCGACUUCACAAUGAUAGAAACAAAACUGGCUGCAUUGAAAGUACACAGUGGUCUGGUGGAAAUAUUAAAUGUUAUAAGAAUACGAUAA
Papilio machaon (common yellow swallowtail) is the source of this 1914-nucleotide messenger RNA. RefSeq lists its product as uncharacterized. The transcript is spliced from 13 exons. Lineage: Eukaryota; Metazoa; Arthropoda; Insecta; Lepidoptera; Papilionidae. The coding region runs from base 82 to 1914 and encodes 610 amino acids. The record is from RefSeq and is a predicted model, not a curated record.